GGUACCGGGGUAGAUCUACUUCCAGUAGAAUGUCACAUGUACCGGUACUUUGUCUAGUUUACAAGUAGUUUCUCUGGCAUUUCGAAAGUGUUGGGUGGAUGUUGAGUACCAACCAGAAGUCGGUGGCAGCAUCGCUACAGUUAGUAGAUUCUACUAGCGCUACGACUCGUACGAGGUUGUCCUGGCCUAGAAUAAUGGGGCUAGAUCCUGUCUUCACUACUACAAAAGUAAUGUAGUCUAGUACAUACCUGGUAGUUUGAGUGUUGUCGUGUGGCCGGCUCACUUGUUGUUCCUGGCGUUCCGGAGGCAGUCUUCAUAAGUAACUUAGUUACUGUAGUUCAUGUAGAACAAGAACAACGCGCGUCCUCCAGCACAGCAUUCACCACGACACUGAUUAAUCAAUCACAGACACUGGAUUGUCUGUGGGCGACAUCAAUAAUGGCUGCAAUACUCAGCGGUGGUACAAUUCUCAUGUCGCAUUUCAUCCUGUACUACUUCUAUGUGUGCAUAGUGAGUAGCGGCGGGGCGUUAUUGGGCCCGGUGGAGUUCUGGAAGCAGUUGCUCAACACGCCACUACUACCCACGGUCCGUAGCACUACUCUAUACGUUGGAUUUCUGCUGAUGCAAAUCCUGCUGGCAAUGAUCAUGCCGGGCUUAGUGAUGGAAGGCCUGCCCUUGAAAGGUGGCUACCGGCUAAAGUACCUGUGUAACGGCCUUGCUAGUUGGUACGUGACUCUGGCUUUCCAUGCCCUGCUGCAUUUCACCGGUAUUCUACCUCUGCACGAGGUUGCCAAAGAGUUUGGACCGCUAAUGACGUCCGCCGUUAUUGUCGGCAACCUGGUGAGUUUGUAUGUGCUCCUGUGGCCAGUCCUGACCAAGCAAAACGAGCCCGGAACAGGCAUAUCAGCAGAUGAGUUCUUUAUGGGCGUAUGGUUAAACCCACGUAUUGGUGUUGUGGACAUCAAGAUGUUUGCCGAAAUCCGCGUGUCGUGGAUUUUGCUAUUCCUGCUGACUGCGUCCAAUGCAAGCGAGCAAUACCACGCGCAUGGCGUGGUCACGUCGCCCAUGCUUAUCAUUCUGUUGGCACACUUUCUCUACACCAACGCCUGCCAGAAAGGUGAGGAGUGCAUACCGACCACCUGGGACAUCUUCCAUGAACGCUUCGGCUGGAUGCUGGCCUUCUGGAACCUGGCUGGUGUGCCCUUUCUCUACUGCAUCCCAUCGCUGUAUCUGCGGGUCAUGGCGCCGUUUGAACACCCGCGUGGUGUUUCAGUGCUCAUUGCAAUUGUACUCAUGUUGGCCUACUAUGUGUGGGACACGGCUAACAGUCAGAAGAACCGCUACCGCAUGAUGCAGGCCAAGACGUACGUAGCGCGCAAUGCCUUCCCGCAGCUGCCCUGGGGAACACUGCAUGCGCCGCGUGAGUUCAAGGUGGAAAAGGGCACGUUUCUGCUGGAUGGCUGGUGGCAAUACGUUCGCAAGCCCCACUACACCGCCGACAUGGUUAUGGCCUUGUGCUGGGGACUGGCAUGCGGCUUCGGCUCGUUCCUGCCAUUCUUCUACUUCUGCUUCCUUUCCCUGUUCCUCAUGCACCGGUGCAAACGUGAUGGUGAACGCCUGGCCCACAAGUAUGGUGACACGGCCUGGGAGGGGUACUGUGAGAAAGUUCCCUACAUCCUCUUGCCUUACGUGUAUUAGUAUUAGUGUAGUCGGCUAAGAGUGCUGCUGCUGCUGCUGCUGCCUUAUGCAACACAGUUAUAGCAGUGCACGGUGCUGUUCUACUAGUCACCAUUUGCUGAGGUACAUAUUUUGAACACGGCUCUCAAGUAGUGGUCCACCUAAUACCCAUGUACAAGUAGACGACUAGAUACUACUUAUGUACAUGUUUUCACGAUGACAGCGUGAACAAGGCGAGGACACACUGUUCACGCUGUCAUCGUGAAAACAUGUUACCUAUCAGGCAAGGCUCGCAUACACCAUACUAUGUACAUGUAGCUGUCCGUGGCACGCAAAGUCGAGUCUUGGAAGUUACUUCACUCAUGCAACUGACACCACCAUUUCUGCGGAUCAUUGUACCAUUCUUUCCGAUUGGGAGCUGCACACGUAUCCAACGCAAUUCAGGAGAGCAUGGUGCACCCUUGUACUGACUCCAAGCUUUAUUCGGGAAAACCACAAAUUGUGAUGCAAAAUGUGAAAACCAAGCGGAUAAAAAUAGUUACCAAAUCCAUUAAAGAACCGAUAAAAAAUAAAUAAAUAAAAAGUACCGUGCCAAUCAGCUAUUAUUAAAAGUCACUUGCCAACCCACAACCAGAUGCAGGCUAUUAUUAGAUGCAGCACACCAUCACCCUUGUACUAGCUGUUUCUUUUAGUAUUACCAGUCUUGUUAUCACUCUGUAGAUCUACUACGAUUUUGUUGUGUUUGUCUAGCUACUUUAUAAGCAUAUUGAGCCCAUAGCUGUUGCUAAUGUGCAUUCUAGCCCUUCCAACGAAUGGCUUCAGAUAACGUAAUACACAGUACCUGGCACACAUCCAGGAUCCACA
Messenger RNA from Sycon ciliatum, 2541 nucleotides. RefSeq lists its product as uncharacterized. Gene Ontology annotation, biological process: ergosterol biosynthetic process. The record is from RefSeq and is a predicted model, not a curated record. The coding region runs from base 439 to 1698 and encodes 419 amino acids. Gene Ontology annotation, cellular component: endoplasmic reticulum membrane. The transcript has a single exon. NCBI's taxonomy places the organism in Eukaryota, Metazoa, Porifera, Calcarea, Leucosolenida, Sycettidae. Gene Ontology annotation, molecular function: Delta24(24-1) sterol reductase activity.